This is a messenger RNA of Pristis pectinata (smalltooth sawfish), 1316 nucleotides long. Its product is annotated as retinoschisin-like. The record is from RefSeq and is a predicted model, not a curated record. The coding region runs from base 396 to 1088 and encodes 230 amino acids. Lineage: Eukaryota; Metazoa; Chordata; Chondrichthyes; Rhinopristiformes; Pristidae. The transcript has 7 exons.
UGGAGGGUGGACGUUAGUCACCACGGUUAGUGAGGCUGCCUGGGCUUGUCCCACAGCCCGAAAAGCAACGGUGCCCAUCGCACUGAAGGGGAAACCUAGGGUCUUUAAAAUAUUUGCUUUUCGUUGCGGGCGUCAUGGAGAUUGCAGUGGCCUGAGUGCCACGACCCACGUCCAAGAUAGUCCAGAUGAAGGCUCUCGACUCGAAACGUGGACUGUCCAUUUCCCUCCACAGAUGCUGCCUGUCUGGCUAAGCUCCUUCAGCGCUUUCCGUGUGUUGAUCCAGAUUCCAGCAUCUGCAGUCUCUUAUGUCUCCAUAUCCAAGAAUUGAGGGAUUCUGACUCAAACACCAAUCCUAGAAGAGAACUUUAUGCCUUCACAACUGUUUGUGUACCAAGAUGCUUCCUGACCAGCUGAUCUCUUCCAGCACUUUUGUGUGUGUUGCUCCAGAUUCCAGCAUCUGCAGAACCUCUUGUGUCAAAAGAAAUGAUGAAAAGGAGGAUCAGUCAUGUAACAGGGCUUGCAGAUGUAAUUGCAAUGAUGGACCUAACAGAACCAGGGGAAUGAUACAGGGACCAACAAUACUAGACUGUAUGCCAGAGUGUCCUUAUCACCGAGCCCUUGGGUUUGAAUCUGGAGCUGUUACAAAAGAUCAGAUAAGUUGUUCCAAUGAAGAUCAUUACACAGGCUGGUACUCUUCGUGGAUGUCAAACAAAGCAAGAAUCAAUAGCCAAGGUUUUGGGUGUGCAUGGCUAUCAAGAUACCAAGACAAUCAGCAAUGGCUUCAGAUUGACCUGAAGGAAAUCAGAGUUAUUUCUGGGAUCAUUACUCAAGGGCGAUGUGAUGCUGAUGAAUGGAUGACAAAGUACAGUGUGCAGUAUAGAUCUGAUGAAACCUUUAACUGGGUUUACUAUAAAGAUCAGACAGGAAACAAUCGAGUGUUUUAUGGAAAUUCAGACAGAUCAUCAUCAGUACAGAAUUUCCUGCGUCCUCCAAUUGUAGCUCGAUACAUUAGAAUUAUACCGUUGGGAUGGCAUGUUCGAAUUGCUAUCAGGAUGGAACUACUUGAAUGCCUCAAUAAAUGUCAGUGACAACAAUCACAAAACAGAUGAAAUAGCAUAUCCUGUUACGAAAAAUAUGGGCUUUGCUCAAAAUUAACAACUAAAUUAACUUGGUUUCCAUUUAAUCUUGUUUUAAAGCAAACUAUGCUUAUAACUUGAAAUUCAUCAAAUUUAAUCCAGUGUAGCUUACAUUUACUAAGUUCAUUUGAUGUUUAGUGGAAUACUUUUGUAACAAUCAAAUUAAAAGCAAUUUCUAGA